CGUACGUACACGCAGCACACACUGCACGCACGAUAACACACGAGACCAGAGGUAGACUGGCAGUACUGCUGCUGCUCGUGCGGACUCUCGUGGACGCUUACGCACGUAGCAACUGAACUUUCGGACGUUGCGCGCCUGCGACCUCGACACUGAGACACGCAGCGCGAGAGAGACCGCCGAGAGAGUGGGAGAGCGAGACUCGCUGGCUCAAUCAAUGCUGAUCGAGCGCGAAUCAAUCGUUUGCCGCACCACCAUCAGUGCAUCGGCACCGUCGUCCUGCUGCACCAGUGCGCGCAACUGGACAGCUGCCUCCUCGCGCCCGCGCGCUCCAACUCAUCGCCACCGACCAGUCGACAACGCAGCAGCUGCUGCUCUCCAGUUCUCCAGCGGCGGAUACCGCGCGUAAAUGGACAGUUAUGUUGAGAUAAGGAGGACACAUCCACGUUCAUAGGAGAUGACGCGAACGGUAUUCCCCUGCUGCUGCUGUUAUUCGCAACUCGACUCGUGGUGUUGCAAGGUCAAAAACAUCAGUACUGUUUACCAAUCAAAAUAAAGGCAUGCACACAAGCCUGAAUGUUACCAACUUAAGGGUGGAAUGAACGAGGAAGAAUUAUUAAAACGGUCUGCUGCAGAACGGGAUAGAAUAUUCAGCUGCUAUGACCGUGGCAGGGAAGGAGCAGAAAUUGAUCCUUGGGAGGAUCCUGCUUACGAGGUUUAUCAUACUACAGACCGAUAUGGAUUCAUACAUGAUAAGCGGCUACCACAGAAAAAGGACCAGAAUGAAAUAAAAUCUCAUCACAUUGAGAUGGAGAGGAUAAAAAAGUGGCAAAAAAUGGUUAAUAAUUGGGAGUCUCCUUCGACAAAGGAAAAGUUAAGGCGUAGGAUAUAUAAAGGAAUACCUGAUAGGUACCGAGGAACAGUAUGGACAUUACUUUUAGGAAUAACAAAAUUAAAAAAUGAACAGCCUGGAAAAUAUGAUGAAAUGUUAUUGUUGGCCCGUCAGUGGUCUACCGAAAUACGACAGAUUGAUGCAGAUGUGGCUAGACAAUAUAGAGAUCACAUUAAUUAUAGGGAAAGGUACAGUCUCAAGCAGAGGUCCAUGUUUUAUGUCUUGGCAGCUUACAGUAUGUACAAUAUGGAAGUGGGCUACUGCCAAGGUAUGUCUGUCCUAGCUGGAUUACUCUUGCUGUAUAUGGAUGAAGAGGAUGCAUUUUGGGGACUAUCUGUUCUUCUAACAGACAAAAAGUACAGUAUGCACGGGUUCUACGUGGACGGCUUUCCAAAGUUGAAUCGCUAUAUAGAGCACCAUGACAAAAUAAUGAACAAGUUCCUGCCGAAACUCAAGCGAAAAUUAGACAAGUGUGGCUGUGAUUCCAUACUUUACGCAUUGAAGUGGUUUUUCGUGGUGUUUCAAGAGAGGACGCCGGUGAGUCUUGGGUUGCGCAUUUGGGAUAUAUUCUUGUUGGACGGCGACCGAGUACUGUCGGCGGUAGCGUACACGGUGAUGAAAAUGCACAAACGCCAGCUGCUGACAAUGGAGAGUCUCGACGAGUUUUGCAACUAUCUGCAGAUGAAGCUGGAGAAGGAUUUUGGCUACGAUGACGAUCUUGUCAUUAACACGGUGGAGCGGAGCAUGGAGGAGCUAAAACGCGCCAAGCUCGAUUAUCCAGGACCGCCUUUGCCACACGAGCUGCCGCGGCAACCCUUCGGCACCUUCAAGGAGCCCACUUUCACCAGCAAGGUUGGCAGACGAACGGACGAGUUCAGCGAGGCGCAACAAAUGAUGCGCGAAACUUUGAUCCAACGCCGCCAGACGAUCGUCAUUGAGGAGGAGAGUCGCGAGAACAGCGCGACGCCCACCGAAUUGGCGAUAGCCAACAAUUGCGUCAACAAGAACGGCCUCGGUGGGAGCAAGUUUUCGUUCGAGCCGAGCCUGGCGGACGGCAGCAGCUGCGUGUCGCCGCAGGGCUCGAGGCGCUCGCUAGCUGACACUUCGGUCACGUCCACGGCCGACCUGUCGGUAUUCAGCAGCUCGGCUACGCGCAGUCAGGCCCUCGACGAGGCCAACUACGAGCAGCUCGAGCUGGAGAACAGCCUCGACACGCAGUCCAACGCCAGCGCGGUCAGCGAGGAGGCCUGCAGCGGCUGCAGCACGGCCGGUCAAGCCACCCCUCGCCAGCAGCAGCAGCAGCAGCAGCAGCAGCAGCCGCAGCAGUCGCCGCCACCACCGCCACCGCCGCCGCACCACGCCCGUACCAACACCAACAGCAGCAAUAGCAACAGCAGCGGCCACGCCAGCCCCGACGUCGUGCGCAUCUACGUGCCCUACGGGCCGCCGAGCGAGCAGCAGCCGCCGCAGCCGCAGCUGCUGGCCAGGACCAAUCUCGCGCUCGACACCCCCAACCGGAUCAGGAUCAAGGUCGACCCCGAUCAGACGCCCCUCGUUGAGAAGCCCCUCACGCCUUUCGCCCUCGACAGUCCCGAGCUCGACCUCGAUUGCGACAUCAAGUAGCCCUCCUCCCUCGCCCUACCUGCAAGCGCAGCAGAUUCGCACAAUCGCGUCUUACCAUCCUAUUAUUAUCAUCAUUGUCAAUGUGUUCAAUUAUUUAUUAUUGCAUUUUAACAAUAUCGCCAAGCCUUACGCUCUAUAAUCGCCAACUCCAUUCCCCGUUACCUCUCCUUCACUCGUAGAACGCAGCUUUGCGCACUGCAUUAGCUUGUUUCUUGUACGCGCACGUGUUGCCCCUUCGUCGAGCAUUUAUUUAUAUUAUUUACAUGGCCUACUGAGCAUUCGACUUCCAUUCGCGGCGAGAUUCGCUCUGUACAGUUACGAUUCGGAGCCUCGCCCGAAUCCCGUUUCUCCGUUUUUCCUUUUCUUUACGCUGUGCUGCGCAAGAAGCCAUUCGAAACGAACGAACAAACGCGAUGUGCAAUGCAAACAGUUUCUCUCUCUUUUUCUCACGCGUGCACUCGAACACAGAUAGUUUGCGCUGAUUCGCGCGCGGCGCAUUUCGAUUGCCGACGUUCUCGCGGCCCCUUCUUAAUAAAGUGACUUAGAACAAAUUGUUAGAAUUUCGAUGUGUCAUUGAAGCAACAGUCUAGAUUGUUAUUUGCAUUACUCAAGUACUAUUGAACCCGAUGACGAUACGAUCAAGUGACAACAAUUAGACGGAUAUAUUGAAAAAAAGAACUUUAUUGGAGAAAGCGAAUUAUUGUAUAACGUACUAUGAGAAAUGCGUACGUCACAAUGUAAGGUCGAGCGUUUAUAUACCUGAUCAAAUGUUACAACACUAUUGAGCUGUUGGAAAAACUAUUCAAUCUUUUAGUUGUAAAUACUCGUCGAUUUUUAUUCAAUUUUUUUCGAUUCUGAUGAAAAAAAAAAUUGAUUUCGGACUGAUUGAAGCAAUUAACGACAGGAUUAAGAAGCUGGAGAACAUUGUUUUAUUGCAAGGGAAUAAAAAGAAUUAUAAGAUAUUUUUCGAACUUGAAAUACAAAGAUAUUUUUGUGAAAAUUAAUGCAAAGGAGUGAAAAUUGUAAUAAGAAUCCAUAAAAAACAGUCGGUUAAAAAAAAGAAAAAAAAGAAGAAAAAAAAGAAAAAAAGCUAAAUAGCGCGCAUUUCGUCAGCUGAAAAAAAUGUCAAUACUCACAUGCAAAUAAAUUAAUAAGAGUUAUUAUAAAUAUAAAGCAACCGAUGAUUGAAAAAAAAGAAAUCGAAUAGAUACAUGUAUUAUGUGUGUAUAUAUAUACAUAAACAUUUGUUGUACACUUUUGUGAAUACAGCAAUCUUCUUUCUUCUAUCGUUAAUGAAAGCAGGAGGCUUAUGAAAAAAGCAAAAAAAAAACAAAUAAUUAUUUGAAAUUUUUAAGUAAUAAGACUUGUGUCCAAGUAGGCUUAAAAUUAAUAUCAAGUACGUAGGUAUUAUUAAGAAUACGUAGGAGAGAAAAUAAUUUAAUACGAAGAGAUUGAACUUUGAACCGAGGAUUAAAUCAAGUUUCAAACUCCAAUUGAAGAAGAGAAUAUGACUUUAAGCAAUACCGUUUUUUUAUUGAGUUUGUAUGAUUUUUAAUUACGAUAGCAUAAUUAUUUUAGAUUAUUUAGGCGAAAAUGAUUAACAGGAUUAUUAGUUGUUGUGCACGAUACAAUGGUUAGUUUACGUGUAGAAGUAUUUCUUGAUUAAGUAAAGUUGUAUUUCCAGCGGUUAUUUUUCGAAGGCCGACGCACGCGGAAACGACGCGACGGAUGAUCGGCAAGGCUAUUCUUACGAAGAGCAAUUGUAAAUAUACACGAAUCUUGCUCGACGGUCACACAAUUUUUUCUUAUAGGAGCUAUACACGUGAACUAUUUUUUUACACGAGUAGCAGUUUAUUGUAGUAAAAUGAUACUCGGACAAUUGACAAAGAUUCGUGAUAAAGUAUGACGACAUAAUUGAAUAUAGAUACGUAUAAUUUGACGAGCGACGGUGCAAAAUCGAAAGAGAUCGCCCGAUUGGUUUCAAUAAAUUGUGAAUAAAUUGUGAUUGCUGAUGUGUCGUGCGUAGGUAGUGCGCGUGAGUGUGUGUGCUUGUACGCGAUAACGGUACAACGUUCACGAGACUUGGCCGAACAGUAUUUCCUUGUUUCCCGGACAGGAGCAAAAGUCACGAGAGCUAUUUGCAUUUUAUCGAACAUGACCAAAAAAAUGAAAAAUGAAAAACGCCGAGCGCAAGAAUUCCAGACAAAGUAAAACAUAAGUGAGCAAUCAUUGUAACGACCGAGGAUAAAGAGAUCUGAAGCGAAUACGUGGUUGAUUGUACAUGGAGUAUACAUAGAAAUAAAUUAUAGAGAAGGACAGCGAGAAAGUAUGCGAUUGCGUUACAUUUAUUGCAGACCCCGCAAGGCCCUCCCUCGUCAGUGAAUAUCUCGCGUUGGGCGAGCUAGCACCGUCGCGUUUCUACAGGUCGCUGUUUUACUUGGGCGACGCGUCGAAGGGACGCAACGAUAACUUUCGGAUGGAACACGUGGCGACGUAGCUUCGCCACCUAGUCGCGUGCAUCGCUAUCGAAACGGCGUUACAGCCAAAACCGGUGGCCGCGGUUGUCCGAGCGCUCCAAAAUAAUUGCCACACGGCGGGAAGAUCCAAAGUUUCGGCCAGGUGCCGAGCGCGGCUAAGCCAGGUCUCCCAAAAGCGCGCGUAUCCUCGAAAAUAAGGCCCACGCACGGUCACUCGUCACUUGUUGCUCCUUUGGAAGAAGACCACCUUGUUCGCGGUGAACACCAGAGCAAGCAUACCUCGAUCGCGCCUCAACGCGAGAAGUAAGUAUAUUUUAGCGAUUGCCAAUGAUGCCUGAUUUCGGUCAAUUGCGAUUGCACUUUCGGCUUGAGCGACGAUCCACGCGAAAUAGCCGGUCUACGUAAUUGUUUCGUUGCCCUUGCAUUCGCGUUCUACCGUGCCCAGAAAUAAACGCCAAUGUGCGGGGAGGAAAGUGCAAUCGACGCGUUUAUAUCCAGCAUUUUUCACGGGAUUUCCGAAAACGACCGUAGAACGGACGUAUGGUUGACGGAUAGCCGCGUUUUCAAGGUAAAGAUAACGGACCGAAUGUUAUCUCGUAGUUUUUCUUUUUUUUUGUGUCGUGACAAAUGAUAGAUACUCGACGCCAGCUACGCGGCUACUGCGACCGAAUCACCAAACGGCAUAACGGAAUAAGCAGAGUGGACGCGGUCCGAGCAACGGCGAGGGUCCCGAGGUUGGGCGCGCCGACAGGAGUCGAGAGCGAACGAAAAUGCAAUAAGUGAAAACAUUCGAUUACCGUGGACGAGCGGAUCGUGGCCCGUUGCGCGAGCGCGUGCGCCCGAAGCCAAGU
Molecule: messenger RNA, 5840 nt
Organism: Phymastichus coffea
Lineage: Eukaryota; Metazoa; Arthropoda; Insecta; Hymenoptera; Eulophidae
Gene: RN-tre
Product: USP6 N-terminal-like protein
Exons: 8
Coding region: 596-2512 (638 amino acids)
Source: RefSeq, a predicted model, not a curated record